UCAUCACAUGGUUUGCUUCUUUCUUCGUCCGCCGCUGCUUUCAUAUCACCUUACCAUAGCCAUCUAGAUCUCUGUAUACACCCACAAGUAUUCAACUGGAGUCAAAAAUGGCACCUAAUGAGAAACAAAAGAAAGGAGUAAUGUACGUGUACAAACUAGACACCGGAAGCCACCUCCCACCACCGUCCACCUCCAAGAAAGUCGUUUCACAAGGUUUUGGACUACUCAGGAGAUCCAAAACCUACCGGGAAAACCAGUUCAGUGAAGAUCAUGAAGACAAACAAAUGGUUCAGGAAUCUGCAAGAAAGUCUGUUUCGGUGAUGGAGGGAGGGAGGAACUCGGUGUCGUUGACAGGGAGGAGAUCGGUGGGGAACACGGCGGCAGAGAUGAACGUAGUGCGGGUGGCGACGGUGCUACAGGUGAGGGUGUUGGUGACAGACAUGCCGACGUUUAUGCAAAUCCAUGCAUUCCGGUGUGCCAGAAAUACAUUUGAUAGCUUAGAGAAAUUCAGCCCUAAACAAAUUGCUCUUAACCUCAAAAAGGAGUUUGACAAGAUAUAUGGGCCGGCCUGGCAUUGCAUUGUGGGCUUAAAUUUUGGAUCAUUUGUGACCCAUGCGACUGGCUGUUUUCUCUAUUUUUCUAUGGAGAAACUAUACGUUUUAGUUUUUAAAACAAAAGUUAAACAAUUAAUUUAAAUGAAAAUGAAAAUAAAAAUAAAAAUAAUUCUUUUAACCAACCCUUGUUGUAUUUAAAUUUAUUUAUUGGAUUUGUUAUUUAAUUU
Cynara cardunculus var. scolymus (artichoke) is the source of this 781-nucleotide messenger RNA. RefSeq lists its product as uncharacterized. The transcript is spliced from 2 exons. NCBI's taxonomy places the organism in Eukaryota, Viridiplantae, Streptophyta, Magnoliopsida, Asterales, Asteraceae. Gene Ontology annotation, biological process: microtubule-based process. Gene Ontology annotation, molecular function: dynein light intermediate chain binding; dynein intermediate chain binding. The record is from RefSeq and is a predicted model, not a curated record. The coding region runs from base 108 to 695 and encodes 195 amino acids. Gene Ontology annotation, cellular component: dynein complex.